Myripristis murdjan (pinecone soldierfish) is the source of this 4287-nucleotide messenger RNA. It is a transcript of the gene setdb1b, whose product is annotated as SET domain bifurcated histone lysine methyltransferase 1b. The transcript is spliced from 25 exons. The record is from RefSeq and is a predicted model, not a curated record. The coding region runs from base 166 to 3864 and encodes 1232 amino acids. Gene Ontology annotation, cellular component: nucleus. NCBI's taxonomy places the organism in Eukaryota, Metazoa, Chordata, Actinopteri, Holocentriformes, Holocentridae. Gene Ontology annotation, molecular function: zinc ion binding; histone H3K9 methyltransferase activity; DNA binding. Gene Ontology annotation, biological process: heterochromatin organization; negative regulation of gene expression.
UUGAGAACCUGGGAGACCCGGUUUGGCGGCGUUUUCUGAUAUUCCUGAGACUAUCUACGCGAAAACGCCGUCCAUCUCGGCUACCCUGAGACGCAAAACAUGCGCUCCCAAUAUAGCUAGCUGCUAGCUAGCCGCUCUCAUCGGCUACAUUUGCAAACAUACAGAAUGGAAAGCAGCAACGGAAUGGAGGUAGAGGGCUGGGACUCUGGUCUGGAAGAAGAAUUGGGCAUUUCUCUGGAUGAACUGAGGAAGUGGAUCGAGGAUGCCGUGGAGAAGAGCGAGAUUGUGCAAAAGAGAAAGGCUCAGCUGGCUGAGCUGAAGGAAUGGGUGGAGCAGAAGGAGGAGGAGGAGGCGAAGACUGAGUCACUCCUCAACAUUGCCAAGGAAUCUGUGAUGGAAUGUGAAAAGUUAGUGAAGGCAACCUACCGUGAGAAUGGCCUCGUCUACCGCGAGAGCAGUUCGGAAGAUGAGGGAGGAGGAGGAGGGGCGUUAUCCUCGGAGGUCAUUGAGAUAGAUGAUGACGAUGAUGAUGAUGUCAUUGCUGUCGGUUGUUUGGUUCCUCCGAAGAAGCCCACCGCUCCUGUCAAGGAUGCAGUGUUUAAGGAUGCGUCCAUGGCUCUUCAGAAGUCCUCCCAGCAAGUGCAGAAGUUGGUCCAAAUUGUCAAGACCCCCCAUGCUGCUCCACUUCUCAGACCUCCUACACAACCUUCAGCACAGUCAGGUGGUCAGACGCCUUCAGUGCCUUCAGUGUUUGUGUCCCAGGCUCCAGCCCACACUCCAACCCAGCCAAACCCCGCUCUCAAAGAAGAGGAGCUUAGACUAGACAUGACCGUUCUGGGAAAGAAACGCACCAAGACCUGGCACAGAGGCAUCAUUAUAGCCAUCAACCCCGUUGGAAAUGGUACUUACAAGUACAAAGUGAAGUUUGAUAAAGGGAAGAGUCUGCUCUCUGGGAAUCACGUGGCUUUUGAUUAUCACCCCACUCUGGAAAGUCUCUAUGUGGGGGCUCGUGUGGUCGCCAAGUACAAGGAUGGCAACUUGGUGUGGCUCUAUGCUGGCAUAGUAGCAGAGAUGCCCAAUAAUAAGAAUCGGAUGAGGUUCCUGAUCUUCUUUGAUGAUGGUUAUGCCUCUUAUGUGACGCUACCUGAGCUCUAUCCUGUAUGCCGACCACUGAGACGCACCUGGGAGGACAUAGAGGAUGCAUCGUGUCGAGACUUCAUCGAGGAGUACAUCACUGCCUAUCCCAGUAGGCCUAUGGUGCUCUUGAAGGUUGGCCAGAUCAUCAAGACAGAGUGGGAGGGCACCUGGUGGAAAAGCAAAGUGGAGGAAGUGGAUGGAAGCCUGGUCAAGAUCCUCUUCCUGGAUGACAAGAGGAGUGAGUGGAUCUACAGGGGCUCCACCAGGUUGGAGCCUAUGUUUAACCUGAAGAUGACCACUGCCAGCACCCAGGAGAAGAAGCUGGCUGGCCAGCAGAGGACACGGCCUAACAUGGGAGCACUGAGAAGUAAGGGCCCUGUGGUUCAGUACACCAGUGAGGGACAUGUGGGAGCCUCUCCCACCAAAGCACCUCAGCCCGCACCCACCCAGCCUUCACAGUCCCCGCAGCUUCCCCAGCAGCUUCCCCAGCAGCUUCCCCAGCCCCCACAGCCACCACGUGUCGAUAAUAAACAUCAAAUGGCAAAGAAGAGUACUUCUCCAUUUGUCCCAGGAGUUGGAGGAACUCACGCCUCCAAAGUCAUGCAGUCCCUUGCCCCCAGUCCAAGCAACCUCUCUAGCGGAAGAGCAUUUACUCUUCCAACUGGUGCCAGCCCCACUUUCAUACCGUCCCAGAAACCGCUGCCAACUCUGGCUCCUGCCCCCGCUCCACUAAUGCCGUCUAUUGCUAGCGUCCCACAUCAGCCCUCCUACCGCGCACCAACAGACCGCAUCUUCUACCUGGCACACACUUGUCAGCCUGCCUGUCUGAACCGCAUCCGGCCGCUGAAACCAGACAUGCACCGAGGAAAGAACCCCCUCCUCACGCCUCUACUGUAUGACUUCAGACGCAUGACAGGUCGGCGCAAAGUCAACCGCAAGAUGUCCUUCCAUGUGAUCUACAAAGCUCCAUGUGGACUGUGUCUGCGUAACAUGGCGGAGAUCCAGCACUACCUUUUCCAGACACGCUGUGAUUUUAUAUUCCUAGAAAUGUUCUGUCUGGACCCUUAUGUACUAGUGGACCGGCCCUUCCAGCCACAGAGGCCCUUCUAUUACAUUCCAGACAUCACUGGCGGAAAGGAGGAUAUCCCACUCUCUUGUGUUAAUGAGAUCGACAAUACUCCACCCCCCAAAGUAGCCUACAGUAAGGAGCGCAUCCCGGAGGACGGAGUGUUCAUCAACACAAAUCUAGACUUUCUGGUUGGGUGUGACUGCACUGACGGCUGUAGAGACAAAUCCAAGUGCUCGUGCCACCAGCUGACCCUCCAGGCCACAGGAUGUACACCCGGAGGACAGAUCAACCAACAUGCUGGAUAUUUACACAAACGUCUCGAGGAAUGCCUGCCCACAGGGAUCUAUGAGUGCAAUAAGCAGUGCAAAUGCUGUGUUCAGAUGUGCACUAACCGACUGGUGCAGCACGGCCUGCAGGUACGUCUCCAGCUCUUCAAGACCCAGAACAAAGGUUGGGGUAUCCGCUGUCUGGAUGAUGUGGCCAAGGGCUCCUUUGUCUGCAUAUAUGCUGGUAAGAUCUUGACAGACGACUUUGCGGACAAGGAAGGUCUCGAGAUGGGCGAUGAGUACUUUGCUAACCUGGACCACAUAGAGAGCGUAGAGAACUUCAAGGAGGGCUAUGAAAGUGAGGCCCACUGUUCGGACAGUGAAGGGAGUGGGGUGGACGUGUCCAGGAUAAAAAUCCAACCCUCCGCCUUAGUUUCGGGCAACCCUGUAGGACGACCACCCAAAAAGGCUGAUGGUUCCUAUGGCAGGGGCAAAGCCCAAAGCCCUGAGUCGUCCAAGGACAGCAAUGACGAGGAUGACAAGGACUCCAAGAGUGAUGAUGAAAGCGACAGCUCGGACGACACAUUUGUGAAGGACAGUUACUACACUUCCAGUUCUGUUUGGAGGAGUUACACCACACGUGGACAGGCCAAGGGCAACAAAGAGGGGAGUCAAGACAGUAAAGAUGGAUUGAGUGCAUCAGCAGAUGACCAGAAGCCUCCAGCCAUGCCAGAGGAGACAGGGAAGAGCAAAGUGGCUUCCUGGCUUACAAGCCAGGGACUGAAAAAGGACUCUGGUGAAAGCAAGAGUCAAAUUAAGACAGACACGGUGAAGAAGCAAGAAGUGAUGACUCUUUCUGACAGCGACGAUGUUCAGACCAUAAGCUCGGGAUCUGACGACAACAAGGAGAGAGAAAAACUGACGCAGGGUGUAACUAAAAGGCAGGUAGCAGUGAAGUCCACACGUGGCAUCGCCCUCAAAUCCAGCCACAGCCUGAUGGUGAAGACAGGCACACCUGGAGCCGGGGGAGGGCCGGGGGGUCAGGGAGGGAAGGCAGGGCCACAGGGGCAGCCUGGAGGAGGCGGGGACAAUGCUCCCAAAAACACUCGCCAGUUCUUUGAUGGUGAAGAGUCCUGCUACAUCAUCGAUGCCAAGUUGGAGGGCAACCUUGGACGCUACCUCAACCAUAGCUGUAGCCCUAACCUGUUUGUCCAGAAUGUGUUUGUGGACACCCAUGACCUGCGCUUCCCCUGGGUGGCAUUCUUUGCCAGCAAGCGUAUCCGGGCCGGCACUGAGCUGACCUGGGACUACAAUUACGAGGUGGGCAGUGUGGAGGGCAAGGAGCUGCUGUGCUGCUGUGGAUCCACUGAAUGCAGAGGAAGACUACUUUGAUCAACCUAAAUGUACUGAAGUACUGUCGCACUAUGCCAUCUCCUCUCAUUGCUGCUCCAUCAGGAUGCUGCAGAGGAGAGGAGAAAAUAGAGACGUGUUUAACGCUGUUUUUAAUUGUGAAAAAAUACAGUCUUGUCACCUUGUCCUUUCUCUGCUAAGGGCGGAGAUUAUGACAAAACCUUCAUUUGCCACAGCAGUUUCCUUUUUUUUUCUUUUUUUUUUUCAAAUGGUUCCUUGUAGUCUCUAGAGGGAGCCCUUUCAACACUGUAAUCUUUAAGAAAAAAAGAGAAGUACUCCUUUUUUUUUUUUACUUGAAAUGUGAAUUCAUUUCUGUUAUUUUGUUGAGGUUUUUUAUAUAUAUAUAUUCCUGUGUUUCCAUUCAGUGCUCUUACAUCUUAAUAAAAUCUAAUUUUUCCUCCGUGA